Molecule: messenger RNA, 791 nt
Organism: Amoebophrya sp. A25
Lineage: Eukaryota; Dinophyceae; Syndiniales; Amoebophryaceae
Source: the annotation of a GenBank genome assembly
GGCUGCUGUGGCGCCUCUGUUUAGUUUUGGUCAUGGGGAUAUGAGACGGCGGUGCAAUGUUCGCAACGCAUUGACACAGAUAGAGAUCUCCAAUCCACGAGGCCUGAGCGCUCAACCUCAAAAUACAGAGAAGAUAGGCGAUCUGGGUCGGGGCGCUUCUGGAUCCCCCGUGUUUCAUUCUUCGUGUACACGUGAAGAUGGGGAGAACAUUAUAUCGUCGUCUACCUGUAAAUUGAAAUUAAUUGGAAUCUAUCACACGUCAUCGGAUGAGGCGGAGGGGAUUGCACCACAACACGCAAAAAGGCUGCACUACGCUGCGACCGUUCCGGAAAUUUUGAGGCAAUUACGAGCGCUACAACUACGACAAGAGCAUCAACUACAAGAAGAGAUGGCUCCUCCUGCCCAAGCUCUUAAUCCCGGGGAAGCGCGUCAAGGUCACCAACAUCAUAUGUUGACGCAAGAUGCGUUGACGUUGGCGGCCCCUUCGCUUACCUUUCAGGCAGAUCAUGAGGGGAAAUCUCUGCAGUCGCUUGUCGAGGAGAAGUUGCACUUUCAGUACCCUCCUGGCGACGAGCGCGAGACGCGCUCCAAACUUCUCCUGUUGACCACGCUGGAAGACUUCUAUACGCGCUUCAGGAGGACAAGCGCGCUUUACUCAUCCCGGCUGCAGGACGAGCCGGAGCCGGACAGCAAGAUGAAUACGGCUUCGCGGAAACCACGCAUGCCCAUCAAGUAUAAAGCGAAGGACGCUGAGAGGGGCUUUGCUGUACACCUGUGGGGGGGGCGCGGGC